Messenger RNA from Capronia coronata CBS 617.96, 1899 nucleotides. RefSeq lists its product as uncharacterized. Lineage: Eukaryota; Fungi; Ascomycota; Eurotiomycetes; Chaetothyriales; Herpotrichiellaceae. The record is from RefSeq and is a predicted model, not a curated record. Gene Ontology annotation, biological process: regulation of DNA-templated transcription. Gene Ontology annotation, molecular function: zinc ion binding; DNA-binding transcription factor activity, RNA polymerase II-specific. The transcript is spliced from 5 exons. Bases 1 to 1899 code for a protein of 632 amino acids.
AUGUCCCGCACCUCGUUUCGGACUGUCGCCCCAGCCCUGUCCUCAGAACAUGGGCAGAGUUUUCUAUCGGCCUCCCCGUCCGACUCACGCGGGCGCAAGAAAGAAAGCGUGGCGUGUUUCGCUUGUAAAAGACGGCGCUCUAAGUGCGACGCCGGUGUACCCUGUAUUUCCUGUAUUUCCCACAACACCGAAUGUACCAAGGACCAAAACGACGACGGUCGACGGAAGUUGGCUGUCAAACGCAAAAUUGAUGUUCUGGAGUGGGAUCGCCAUCUCCUGGAUGAGUUGCUUGCCGCCAUUCGCACUGCCAACCCCGGUCAGCUGGAUUCGCUUAUCAACCUCAUCCGGAACAACGCCACCAGGCAAGAUCUCCAUUCCUUCCUGGAUACCCAGCUCGACGGACUCAAGGAAUCUUUACAUCUCGAAGACGCUCAUCGCUACCAAAGAGGAACCCGCCGUCGUAUGCUCGGCCGCAUCCAAGAUGUUGUCAACCCUCCAAUAUCUGUGCCCGCCAAGCCGUGGACGACGGUGACUGAUGAUGACGACUUUGUCUCACACCUCAUAUCAUUAUGGUGUACCUGGGCGCAUCCAUGGUGGCAUUGGGUUGAUGAGGCUCUCUUUCUGGAAGCGAUGCAAACUGGAGAUACCACCAGUCUGAUAUGUACCCCAUAUCUGGUCAAUAUGAUUUUGGCCGAUGCAUGUCUACUCGAUACGCUGGCGGAAGAUGGGUCCGAACCGAAUGAGUGGAUUCGAAACCAGUUCUACGCCGAAGCGAAAAGAGGGUUAGAGGCGGAGAAUGGCCGCGUGUCGAUGGCAUAUAUAGCGGCUCUGGGGGUGCAGUGGACUUACCUCAACACGAAUGGGCAAGAUCAGCUGGGCAAUGCCGUCCUACAUGAACAGAUCUUUCGUGCAAAGGGGCUGGACAAAUGGCGACAAAAGGUCGAACGGACGGGAAACUUGACGUCGCAGGCGCUCAGCAAGAUCGACAGAGCUCUCGAUCGGCUUACAUGGAGUCUGUACACUCUCCAUUCCUGCACCUUGAUGAGCCUAGAAAGAUCGGAGCUUGUGAAGCCCCCCACUCGACCUAAACCGCCUACCAACCACGACCAAAAGAAUCACACGGAAUGGACACCAUAUCCGCAGCCACAUACCCCGGUGGGUUUUCACCAGGAUUGUCAUUACCGCAGUUUUGCCUCCCUCAUUGAGGAAGCAGCCAGGGUCGAGACACUUUUCGUGAAAGAGGUCAGCGAGAAUUCUAAUCAAGUCCUGCACAAACUUGAAGAUGUCUGUCACCAGUUGCGCGAGUGGCCAAAAACCCUGCCGGACUGCAUGCAGAUGAACGACAGUGCCAUGCCACACGUGAUUGCUUUGCAUGCGCUCCAUCGCUGGGUAAUAGUCAUGAUGGCCAAACAACUGGCGGCCCUCGAGGCCGGCGAGUUGAAAAAGCCUUCUUUGGUGCAAACGCCUCAGAAGGACGAGCCGAGUCCCUGGAAAGAGAUCUCCAUCUCUUCAUGCAUCGAGAUCGGCGAAAUGCUCGAACAGAUCCGCCUCAAUUGGGGUGCCGACCACUUCCCAGUCAUCAUCAUGCAACCCAUCGCCACUGCCGUGUUUCCGUUGCUCGAGGGUCUGAGCGACCGCCCAGACUCGCAAGACGCUCUCUUCAAGCUAUGUAUCACCGUCCGCGCAGCCAGCCGGAGGUUUCGCGUGGGUAAAGGCGUGUUGCUUCUUCUGCAUCAUACUGCAAAACAGAAUAACGUCGUGUUGCCAGAGGACUGCCAGCAAGUAUUGGCUGAUUUUUCUGCGCGAAUGGAUUUCCAGCGAAGCAACUCUGGCUCCUCUGAGAUUGGUAUGGAGUAUCUGCUGGAGAAAUGGGAGGACCUCGAACUCCACGAGGUGUGA